AUGCACGUUGACCAUUAUGAACACUGCGACAGAAGACAAGAUGGUCUUGUCAUUGAAUGCGUCAGUGAGAGAGAUCUGCUCAUUCCGCUGGACGAAGACUCCGAAGCUCAAGAGAGAAGGCUCUUGAGAAAAUUAGAUAAGAGGAUUCUGCCAAUACUAUGCCUCCUUUACUUAUUUGCUUACCUUGAUCGGUCAAACCUGGGCAAUGCUCGAUUACAGGGUUUGCCCGGAGAUGUUCUCAGUGGAGAUCCCACUGGGGUACUAUUUGAUUGGGUCAAUUCUGCCUUCUUUUUCACUUAUAUACUUUUGCAAAUUCCAUUCACGGUCCUUUCGAAGUAUUACAGUCCACGCAUAUGGAUUGGCUGCUCUGCUGUCCUCUGGGGGAUAUGUUCCACAUCGAUGGCAGCAGCACAUAGUUUCACUGGCCUGAUGAUUGCUCGACUUGGACUAGGAACGUUCGAAGCAGCAUUCGGAGGUGUUGUUGUAUUAUACUUUUCUUUCUACUAUACCAAGGCCGAGUGCGGUACUCGCAUCGCAUACUGGUUCGGGUUUGCAGCCGUCGCAGGGGCAUUUGGGGGGCUCGUCGCUUACGGGAUACAACAUGUCAAGGUGUCGAUUGCCAACUGGAGGUUGCUUUUUCUGUUCGAGGGCACGCCGACAAUACUUCUAGGUGUACUCUGUCUAUUCAUACUUCCAGACCGUCCGGAGUCCACGCAGUUUCUUACUGCAGCGGAGCGUAAAAUCGCAAUUAGUCGUAUGAACAGAGGGACAAGUGGUGACUUUGGUGCAGUUGUCCGUCGAAGUCACGUCAUCGCGGCUUUCCAGGACUGGAGGAUCUACGUAGCUGGAGUAAUUUACUUUGGCCACAACUGUGCUUUGGCAUCGUUGUCGGCCUUCUUGCCAACUAUCAUUGGUACCAUGGGGCAUGAAAAUGCCAUGGCUCAAUUGAUGACAGUGCCGCCAUAUGCUUUAGCUGGUUUUGUGCUCAUGGUUACGUCCUAUUCAUCCGACAGGCUACAGAUUAGGGGACCCUUACUUGUCUGUACCAGUACAAUUGGUGGUCUGGGUUAUAUGAUAUUACUUGGCGCUACUCAUCGGCAAGAUGUGCGCUAUGGCGCAACAUUCCUUAUCACUAGCGGAACCUAUUCAAGCAUCGGCUUGAUGAACGCUUGGUAUAACCAUAAUCUCGGCUCUGAAACAAAGAGAGCCGCUGGCAUCCCUCUCUAUGGUGCUAUUGGGCAAAUCGGAGGCAUUCUGGGAUCCCAUAUCUACCCCUUGACCGAGGGCCCCGCCUACACUCAUACCGUAACUUCCUGUCACAUUGACGAACUGAUCUCAGUUUCUGCGUCCCUGCUCUUUUUGGCUGCACUAUGUUCACUCUUGUUGAGUGUUUCCUUCUGUUUGGACAACAUGCGACGAGAUCAGCAGUACGGCAAGCCAGAUCCAGAUGAUAUAGUAGAUACGUCGGAGCUUGCAGACAAGGCUCCUGGAUUCCGAUACAUUCCAUAG
This is a messenger RNA of Suillus bovinus, 1509 nucleotides long. Its product is annotated as major facilitator superfamily domain-containing protein. The record is from RefSeq and is a predicted model, not a curated record. NCBI's taxonomy places the organism in Eukaryota, Fungi, Basidiomycota, Agaricomycetes, Boletales, Suillaceae. The transcript has 14 exons. Bases 1 to 1509 code for a protein of 502 amino acids. Gene Ontology annotation, molecular function: transmembrane transporter activity. Gene Ontology annotation, biological process: transmembrane transport. Gene Ontology annotation, cellular component: membrane.